Molecule: messenger RNA, 375 nt
Organism: Puccinia triticina
Lineage: Eukaryota; Fungi; Basidiomycota; Pucciniomycetes; Pucciniales; Pucciniaceae
Exons: 2
Coding region: 1-375 (124 amino acids)
Source: RefSeq, a predicted model, not a curated record
AUGAUGGAUUGGACCCUUGACCCGAGUCCCGCUAUCUACAGCGAAGCUUUAGGCUUAGGCCAAGAAAAUAUCACCGCCAAGUCCGGCCACAAGCUCUCCACCCGCAAUGCUGACCCCGACCCCACUCCCUCGGUCCCCCCCAGAAUGGUCGUCAAAAGCCCCUCCCACGACGACUCCCCGCCUGCUGUCCCCUUUGACUCUAACCUCUUCCUUGAACACAUGCGCUGCCCCCACGCCGAACCCAUCGCCAAAUACCUGCGCUUGUUCCUCAAAGAAUUCACUAAACGCACCACCCAUCCGCCCAAGACCACCGGCGUCGCCGAGCAGGUCAAGGUCGUCAACAACUUCCUUGAUGUGCGGCUCUCUUACAUCUAA